AGUUCUUCUCAUUGUUUGUUCCGUCAAUGUCUUCUCUUUUCAUUUCCCACACUUUCCCUUCAUCUCCCAUAAAAUCUAGCUCUUUUCUCACCCUUUCCCCGCACCCUCGUGCUUUCACUUCCUUCAUCGUCAUGAACUCCUCGAAAAACAACAAUAACCUCACAACUCCACCCUCACAAGAUAAGAAUGAAAAAGUGUCUUUCGCCGUGGCAACAGGGGAGUUUUUCGUGGGAAUUGCAUCCAGAUUAAUUAAAAGCAGUUCGAAUUCUAAAGAUUCAAGCUCAACAAUCCCUGUUUUGAGCAGACCCAGAAAGAAAAUCAGUGAGAAUGAGCUUGGAAAUGGUGGAAACAGCGGUAAGGAGAGAAUUGGGUUAGUGAUGGAGGAUGAGAUAGAGCCAGAGGUGAUAUGGGAACAAAGAGUGAAGGAUAUUGAAGCUGAGAAAGAAAGAAGAGUAGUUACAAGCCCUGGGUUUAGUUUUUCUGCUGCUGGCCUUUUGUUCCCUUAUCACCUUGGAGUUGCCCAGUUUCUCAUUGAAAAGGGUUACAUAAAGGAAACCACACCAUUGUCUGGUUCAUCUGCUGGUGCUAUAGUAUGUGCAGUGAUUGCUUCUGGAGCUAGCAUGGAUGAAGCCCUAAAAGCAACUAAAAUCCUGGCUAAUGAUUGCCGGCUUAAAGGGACUGCUUUUCGUCUUGGGGCUGUUCUCCGAGAUGUUCUUGACAAUUUUCUGCCUCAUGAUAUUCAUACUAGGUCCAACGGGAGGGUUCGUGUUGCUGUAACUCAGGUUCUUUGGAGGCCUAGAGGUUUACUGGUGGAUCAAUUUGAUUCUAAAGAAGAUCUAAUCAAUGCAGUCAUUACAUCUUCCUUCAUUCCUGGGUAUCUUGCUCCUCGCCCAGCGACAAUGUUUCGGAAUCGUCUAUGCAUUGAUGGGGGUUUAACAUUAUUUAUUCCCCCAACAUCUGCAUCUAAAACGGUCCGAGUUUGUGCUUUCCCAGCCAGUCUGUUGGGAUUGCGUGGAAUUGGGAUAAGUCCAGACUGCAAUCCUGAAAAUAGGGCUACUGGAAGACAGCUUUUCAACUGGGCGCUGGAGCCGGCAGAUGAUGAAAUUCUCGAUAGACUUUUUGAGCUUGGAUAUCUAGAUGCAGCUGUAUGGGGAGAGCAGAACCCUGUGGAGAACGUUGUUGUAGAACGAAGUCCCCUUGUUGGGAAUGGUUCUGCAAAGUAAAUACUUAAGACGGUCCUUAAUUUUAAUGGAUAGCUUUCCAGGGUAACUCUCAACCUUGACAAUUUGGAGUAGACCUGGCAAACUUGAUAUGAACCCGAUUACCCUGACAAAUAGGGUAAUUCUAAUUUUACAUCAUUUCAACUCUACUUGUAUCCAGGUCAUGAAAUUUUUAUGAACCAAAAUAGGGUCGACCUAAAGCUUUUCAAUGCCAUUAUAGUAUCUUUUUA
Hibiscus syriacus is the source of this 1450-nucleotide messenger RNA. RefSeq lists its product as uncharacterized. The coding region runs from base 27 to 1223 and encodes 398 amino acids. The record is from RefSeq and is a predicted model, not a curated record. The transcript is spliced from 7 exons. Gene Ontology annotation, biological process: lipid homeostasis; triglyceride catabolic process. Gene Ontology annotation, molecular function: triacylglycerol lipase activity. NCBI's taxonomy places the organism in Eukaryota, Viridiplantae, Streptophyta, Magnoliopsida, Malvales, Malvaceae. Gene Ontology annotation, cellular component: membrane; lipid droplet; cytoplasm.